Molecule: messenger RNA, 714 nt
Organism: Cercopithifilaria johnstoni
Lineage: Eukaryota; Metazoa; Nematoda; Chromadorea; Rhabditida; Onchocercidae
Source: the annotation of a GenBank genome assembly
AUGUGGAUGUGCCAGCGGAUCCUGUGUUUCGCUCCACCGAUAGCGCGUGUUCAUUUCAUCCGAUGGGAGCAUACCGUCUUCACUAAGAGUGGGAGAGGCCUCAGGAACCUACAUGAAGAAGUUAACAGACGGUUCACAAAGCGAAUACUGGAAAGAUUACAUCGAUGGGAUGGAAUGAGUGAAAAUGAUUGGUUUAUGAUCUACCGGGAUAAUUAUGCUUCACGUUUUGUCCUACUCAUUACCAUAGCGAUACCUUUCGUCGGCUUUUUGACAUCAGAGAAUUGUGUAGCUGAUGUGAAAGAUGGUCGACUAUGGGAUGCGAUCAAGGAUACUAACAUAGUUCGACAGAUGGGCGUUUUUGUUGUACUUCCAUUGUUUUCUUUUUUGCUUGUGGCAUAUCUGGCAUGGCAUCUCAAUGCCAUUCGAAUUCGUCGUAUUUAUAUCAAUAAAAAAGACCAGAAAACAUUUAUCGCCGUCAUUUCCCACUGUAGCAUAUUUGCUCGAAAGUUACUUUUCACAAGGCACAAUGUUCGAAUACUGGAAAGUGCUGCACAUCAACUAUGGUCAUUUGUGAAAGGUUCUAUCAAAAUCAAUAAGCAUCGUUUUAUGCUUAAUGAUGAAGGUUUCCGAGACAUUCAAUAUCGACAUCUGAUGUUGGGACGAAAUACUAAAUUGCUUACUAUUGCCGAUAAGAAUAAGAAGACAAUGCUGUGA